Symbiodinium sp. CCMP2456 is the source of this 690-nucleotide messenger RNA. The record is from the annotation of a GenBank genome assembly. NCBI's taxonomy places the organism in Eukaryota, Dinophyceae, Suessiales, Symbiodiniaceae.
AUGACGAACGGGAAGUUUGAUUGCUCCGGCUUGGCUCAGGAGUGGGAUUCUUCAGAGCCACUUCGUGCCGGCUUGCGUGCUGGUGGUCCGUUCUUGACUGGAUCCCUCGGCGACUUUUCUGUCAGUCGGUGUGUCAAGAACACCGAAGCUUUGGUGCCGCUGCUCGCACGCUCUCAUGCGUGCAACCACCAGAGGCCCGAAGUGGAGCGACUGCGGGAGCAGAUCUCAACUUUGUUGGGUCUUUGCCAGCGCAGUGGCUCCGAGUCCGAAGUGGAUGACUGGGCCUGGGAGAUUCGUAAGAUGCUGACAUUCAUGAAGCGGAAGUGCCAACGGCAAGAGGAGCUCGUCGACAGCAUUCGCCAGAAGUACAACGAAGAUGAGCCUGCGUCCGAGGAUGAGGUGCUAUCAUGGGAGCAUGCAGGGCUUGAGGUCCACGAGAAUGGGGCCAACGAUGAGCCUGUGAUUCCUGUUCCUGGUCCCCCGGUUCCCGUGUGGCUCGCGCCUUUGCCUACGGGGGCUUCGACAGCUCCUGCUGAACCUGUGGUGCCGAGGGAAGCUGUGGUGCCUGGGGAACCUGUGCUGCCUAAGGAAGCUGUGUUUCCUAGGGAAGCUGAAGUGCCGAGCAGUGUUCCGUCACCGACUUCGGUUUGUGCGACACCCUCACCACACCAUGCAAAGUGCGGUGACUAG